Molecule: messenger RNA, 7204 nt
Organism: Lethenteron reissneri (Far Eastern brook lamprey)
Lineage: Eukaryota; Metazoa; Chordata; Hyperoartia; Petromyzontiformes; Petromyzontidae
Product: ADP-ribosylation factor-like protein 4C
Molecular function (GO): GTP binding; GTPase activity
Source: RefSeq, a predicted model, not a curated record
GACCGACGGACACGGCGAGGAUAUAGUCGGCGGCGGUGGUGGUGGUGGCGACGGUGAAUGAGGAUCGUCGUCUUCCCAACAAGUCUCUGCGGACACGCAGCGAGUCGAGAACUUGAACACCCGCGACUCCUCCCGAACACAGUGCUGGAGAAAAUUCCACCUGCACGCCCACCAUCACCACUCCACCAACUCUCGGCAUUUUAAAUCCCCGCAAAGGAAACAAAAGCGAGUAGUGGAGGCGAGCGCAUGCACGCGCGAGAUGGGCGGGUCGCACUCCAGCCGUAACUCCCCGCUGGCCAAGCUGGCGACGCUGCGCUCGCUGCACAUCGUCAUGCUGGGCCUGGACUCGGCCGGCAAGACAACGGUGCUCUACCGCCUCAAGUUCAACGAGUUCGUCAACACGGUGCCCACCAUCGGCUUCAACAUGGAGAAGGUGCGGCCCGGGGCGGGCGGCGCCCGCGGCGUCAGCUUCCAGUUCUGGGACGUGGGCGGCCAGGAGCGCCUGCGCCCGUUGUGGCGCUCGUACACGCGCCGCACCGACGGCGUGGUGUUCGUCGUGGACUCGGUGGAUGCCGAGCGCCUGGAGGAGGCGCGGACGGAGCUGCACCGCGUGGCGCGCACCCCCGAGUGCCAGGGCGUGCCCGUGCUCGUCGUGGCCAACAAGCAGGACCUGCCGGCGGCGUUGGCGCCCGCCGAGGUGGAGCGGCUGCUGGCGCUCGCCGAGCUGGGGCCCGCGGCGCUGUGGCACCUGCAGCCGGCGUGCGCCAUCAUCGGCGAGGGCCUCUCCGAGGGGCUGGACAAGCUGUACGAGAUGAUUUUGCGCAGGCGCAAGAUGCUCAAGCAGCAGAAGAAGAAGAGAUGAGCGCCCGAGUGGGGCUGCUCCGUCGGUUGAUUGCUUUGUUCGUUUGUUCGUGUGGACUUGUGCCGGACAAACUCGGGGUGGUAUCUGUAAAACCACGAAGGACUUGAGGAAGUACCGUUGUUGGUCGUCACUUUCUCAGCGUGUUUACAUGGACGUGCUUUAACACGCGUACCGAAGCGACCUUAGAAGUGUUACUGUUUGUUGCAUACACUGGAUUGCGGCAUCACGUAUCGUCACUGAAGUGCUGGUUAUAAGAAAUAUCAUGUAUGUGGACACUGGAUUUAUACAAUACUUCUGCUGAUCAGGUUUACAAGGCUGUGGCUUCUUUUGACUGCAUCCAGAUGCUUGAGCAAUUGAAUAAAAAAUAUCGUCGCUAUAUUGGUAAGUAGAAACUUGUAAAAUAAGUUACCAUACAAUUGAAGGAUUAUUUCCUGCAACAAAGGUCAACACUGUAAAUAUAUCGGUGCAAUGAAGUUACAAAGUCCAACGGUUGUAUUGUGUUGCCCGAGUGCCAAUGAAAGUUAGUAUAAACUAUGGGCUGUUUGUCUUAUACAGGGAGCGAGAAAAAUGCUCGCUUGAACAAAAUGCCUAUCCAGCACAGCGCCACGUAAACCAAUGAAAUCAACAUAAUAUAAGCCAGCUUAUUUAAGAAUGUGUUAAUGAACGACGACUGCUGGAUGAAGUUUUUCUCAUACACCUUUCAGACUGUGAUGGCUAUUUGACCAUACUUCACCACGCUAGUCAAUGUGGGUUGGUGAAGAUGGGGAGGGGGGGGGGAUACACGAUGUAUUUUGCUGCACUACCCACAACGACUGCUACACCUGUUUUUUGUUGUUGCUCAUGGUAUGGUCACCCAUCCAAGCAACAUCGAGGGCUUAAGCUUUGUUUCUUGACGCCUGACGGGAUCGGGCGCAAUUCCAGGUGACUUGCUGAAUGGUUUAGUUGUAUAUUUGGAAGCUUAUACUUUGAAUGAGUGCGAACACUUCCCUCCCUGCCACCGCACCUAACGAUAAAGGACAUGUUUUGCUGAAGGAUUUUAAAUAUUAUGACGUGGGAAAAACGGUCGGGCUUCGGACCAAGAGAAUGCUUUGAGUGCAAGUCUGCCUUUUGUGUGGUGUGUAACGAGAGGUCGUCUUGAGCUGAGGUAUGCCAGUGUCAUCUUGCACGGGCUCGUUUUGGGGCGAUCUUUCCACCCGCUAUGGUGGAUUUAAAGUUUUUUUUUUGGUAGUGCGGCAUCGUUCGUUCAGGGUUGGGGCCCCUCGGCGCUAAUGAGGCGCCGUGCCUGACAGGCCAGAGUCUGUGAAAGUUUUGAAGGCGCGCACCGCUGAAUGACACGGCCGGGCGGGAUUUCGGAGGGCAUGCAAUCCGAGAGGGAGACGACGGGAGGAGGAGGGGCACAGAGCACUUUGUUGAGGCGCCCCCUUUGCUUUCAUUCUGAUGCACGGUGCCUGGGCUUAGUGCCCACUUAGCUCUGACGGACUCCACACAAGAGGAAAGUUGUGGGCGGUAGCAUAGUGGUCGGUGCACACUGCACUCUGAACCUGGUGGACAUUUGAAUCCCGGCCACUGCUAACAUCGGUGGUGAUUAUCUGAACCGGUCUUGGGCCUCCCCGAGGCUGACUCUGCCUUAAAUGCGUACCUGGUGUGGAAACAUCAGUGCUGGGGAGACAAAGGCAGCCAGGCGUGGUGCUGGCCACCCCCUCGUGCACCGUGCUGGUCAUCAUAGGUGCUCGCUCACAGCACUUGCCCCAACAGCCAGUUAUAGGCCUUGUGGGGUGGAGGGAGCUUGUGCGAGUGAUUAUAAUAUUUUUGUUUAUCUUGUACCUUACCAGUCUAAUGAAGGUGUGAAGGGGUUUUGCAUCGGACGGUGAUACCUCCAUCGAGUAUAUGGUACAAUAAGGAUUCAGCAUUAGAGGAGAUGAAAGAUUAACUGAGAUAUUUGGAACGAUCUUUGUUUUUAAGAACCGCCACUCGAUAGUGUUAACUUGCGAGGCCAGAGUUUCCCUAUUGUAAUAUCGCUUCCAUCCUUGGUACUUUAAAAGAGUGGACGCGAGAAUGGCGGUCUGACCAAAAGUUACAUUUAUAUUCACGUAAGGGAUUUGUUUGUGGAGUAUGCUGAGUGUGUCAAAGAGUUUACAUUAAACUGUGUGCACUGAUACACGUGAGGUGGGGGGGGGGUUGACAUUGUUGUGCGAGACCAAUGAAGCUUCUGGAUGUUUGUAUAGGACACCUGUAAUUAAAGACGAUUUUUGCUCAGUGUAACCCCUAUGCAAAAAUUCAAAAUAAUAAAAACGUGUUUGACUUUGGUGCAAUUUCAGCAGCUGUGUAUAUUAUUCUACAGAGAUGAAGCAAACUUAAUAGGCUUUGGUUUUAAACCUUACACUGCUAAACCCCAAUUACAUUCAGGCAGAUUAUCCGCUGUGCUGUUGAUGGCUCUGUCGUGAAAUGUAUUUCGUAACUUUGGAAAUCCCAGUGUGAAUGGAGCUGUGGGCUCCCUUUGGAAGACAAGUGGCUGUGGGCCAUUGCCACCGAAACUAGCUGGGUAACUGGCUAAACGGGAUUUUCCGUGUAAUGAAUAAACAUUGAAUUGAAACGGCGGAAGAAGCUCCUUAAGGCAUAGUAGUUAACGACACCAAAGAGGUGGGAGUAGUGGAUCCAAAAGACCGAUAUGGUUCAUUUUAAAAUUGCUUUAACUUUUCAAUUUGCGAUCCAAUUUGUGUAAUUAUUUUGGCAUAAUAUUCGUAUUAAAAAAACACUGCAUAUUUUCUUGGCAUUUUAGUCGGUUAAAACGCAGAUGACUUUUUCGUGCCCUCUGAGUGCUGGACUGUGAAAGGAGAAGAGAACUCGUUAGUCUGCAACAAUUAUUUACAGCCCUUCGUCAAUUUCUGGAUGGAAGGCCUUGCUAUUAGGUAGCGGUCAUGGAUGUUGCUCGACUUAAUCAGCCCAGACGGGGCCUAGAACUGGUUCGAAUAUUACUCCCCACUAAUAUCAGCUGUGGCUCGAGAUUGUAUUCAGGUCCACUGGGUUCACAGCCGCAAAGUGCUAACCCCCCCACUGCCCCAGUCAAAUCCUAAAACACAUUAAUUUCCUCUGGAAUAAAUGGGAAUUAAUGGUAAUUUGGCUUAAAUAGCAUUGUUAAACAGAUAAAUACAACCCAACAAACAACGGGCGCAACGAGAAAUAUUUAGUGUUUGCAAAACACGCUGCAGCGUGUUGCCUCCAAAAAAGUGUGAAAUGUAAGAAACUAAAUCUUUGAUAUUUUAAAAUGUCACCGCAGGCCUCAUUUGCAAGCAACGAACGAUGGCAUGUUUAAAAGGAAAUAUUUUUUUUUAAUAUUUCUCUAUGAUAUCAGUGCCUUUUUUGUAAAUGGCAUGGCGUACGAUUGUAAAGCGUGAAACUGGAUCUCCCAAUGGGAUCGAAGCCUGCAUCACUUUCGGAAUUAUUUCAUAAUGAUACAAAGCGAAUGGUGCAACCCUGCAAUUGCAUGUUCAUGCUGCUGCCAACGAAGUGAGGGCUCUAUACAUCCCCCUUUAUACCUAUAGAGUAAUGAUAAUACAUUUUUAUACAGCGUCAUUCAUGAUAAUUGCAUCCCACAACGCUGUACAUUAAUAAUUAUGAGGGCUAACACCUAUAUAUUGUAUAUAGCUACUACCAAGCAAGUUAAAACCCCCAAACACAAAUAGAUCAACAAAGACAUUGCACCAAAAAAAAAAGCACAAGCAACCAAAAAGUUGUCACAAAGAAGACAUUGGAGUACCCACACUUUACCCCACUAUAGGUAACGUGCCGAUCAACUAAAUCCUAACUGUAUCCAUUCUAAACUAAACUCAAGCUAAACGACUGAGUGGUAUUGCUAUUUUUUAAGAAGUGAUUUGGCCACAAAUGAUAGCUCAACGAAGUGGCUUAUGUCGAAAUUUAUCGCAUCCAAAUACUCUAUGCGCAUGUUGAUUCUAAAUUGUGAAAUAAAAACCGGGAGGACCCAGAUAAUAUUCCACGUGACCACGGGGAUAGAGACGUGUAAACUCCACAUAUAUGGGGUGUCAGGGUCGGGAUUGAACUCACGGCCUCCUGUAUACCAGGCGAGGGAAUCAACAUCUCUCCAACGCGGGGUGGAAAGAGGUGGGGGAGAUUUAGUUCAAGUUAAUUUAUUUGGUAUAACCCUGUGAACCAUUCGGCUCUUGAACCGGAUGCAACCGCAACAAACAAAAACAUGAACAAGAAACCAUCUUAAAGUAACUGCAAACAGAAAAUUCAAAAAAAGACAGCAAAAUAUUGCAGAAAAGGCACCGUACACCAACGCUGUGUGCAAAAAACCCAGUGGUAUGCAAGUCAAACAACAACAACCACAAGACAACUUAGAUUAAGGCCAUCAGUCUAACUCCGUACUACAACAAACAAACAUGGCCAAACCAAAAAACUUUUCGAAAUCACCAAAGUAAAGCCAUAAAAGCAAUGAAACAGUGAUCAUAGGAACUGUGACCGAAUUUUCACAAUAAACGACAUAACAACAUGUACUACCAAACCCUGCAGCCAUAGCUGGCUGCAUGAGUCACUCCACAACAUCAGGAGCAUUAGUCAGAGUAUCAAAUUUUCAAUGCACCUUUAAGAUCAGCACACUAAAUCAAAACACAGAUCAUACUUUGCAGCGAUCAUGAUGUCCUGUUUUUUUGUAACCCCGCAGUGGCAACUCUAUUCAAGUCCUCACUGCCUCCUUGCUACACUCCCUCCUUGUUACACUCCCUCCCCAAUGCCUCCCACAGCUGCAAUCACACCCAUGAGUACCUUUGGACUGGACACGUGCGUUUGUGUGUGGAAUUGUCAUUUAUGCCUCUGAUAUUCUGGACUAAAGGUUGAGCGCCUCUCAAAUCAUGCACACAGCCGAUGGGAAGAGCAGUGCUUCUCAGCGUCGAUCCACGCCUUCCCACAAUUGUCCAGUCAAUUAAAGUAAUUUUGUGCUAUAAAAAAACAUGUUUCGUGAAUAGUGACCUCUGCGUAAUGGCCUCAAUCACAGUCAUGAAAGGAAGAACGAGUUAAAGCUUGUAAUUUGAUAUAACAAAAAAUGUAGGCAUCAACCAAAUUAAAUUUCUCACAGUGCAAAAUUAGCACCUAGAUGUUGAUUGUCCGCCUAAUGCCACCGAUUUGUGGCUACUCCAAGUGUAGCUGUGAAUAUGCGUGUUCAAACAUGUCCAUUGUGAAUCGUAAAUAUUAUUUAAUUUCUUUCAACGCGUACACUUUCGGAGGAGCAGUAAUAUCACAUGAGCGAACACGCUUGCUCCCACGUCCUGCCACCGCAGUCAUGGGUUUCCAAAAGUGGGCACGUGCCACGGCCCGGGUCUCUAAGCCAUCGCGAGCUCAUCCACAGUGCACGGCUCCUUCCAGGUGGCAACGGAGCGAUGCGUGCUCCAUGGUCAGCGUUUCACUCGUUGUAGGUGUUCAGCAAGAUUCAUGAACUCAGCAAGAAACUGAAAGGGAGCAACGAGGGCGAACGCCCCUGCUUUGGCCCCCACUGCGCCAUGAACCUGAUGACCUGAAUUCAAUUACCCGCCACAGCUGACAUCACUGACAGGUGGUAUCCGAAUCAAUAUUGGGUUCUCACCUUCGGCUUCACUCUUGCUAGGGUCGGUCCUGCACAGUGCUUCCUUUGCCAUGAAAUAUUAUCGUCCUUGUUUCUUUUUUUACCCAAUUAUAUUCCACUUGUCGUAUCGGUGUCAUGACGAGAUAAAUACAUUUACGUCUGGAACUCCAUCAAUGCAUCACUGCAUAUAAGAGAAUGACCCAGAUGAUGGCAUUACAGAACUACUUGCUUCUGAAAUUACUACAAUAGGUAUCUGAAUCCAUACUAGAUUAACACAAUUUACAUACCCCGCAAAGAAUGUUCAGCGUGUGUCCAAUCUAAAUGUUUGAUUCUUACAGCUGAAGUAAGCUAAAAUUAGUAUUUAACAAAAAUCCAAUUUCACAUGACUGGGUUUUUUGUGAAGCCAAUUGUGAGUGGAUUGAUAUCAUUAACUGGAUACACUGGAGAACCCGCUUUCAUCACAACUUUACCCAUGUUGACUGUAUUCGGUCUCUAUCCCAGUAUAUGGGUCUCUCUGCGAGCGAUUUGUAAACUGGGCUGAGAACAGAAACUCGCUGCACCUGAAAUCCCGGUAAAAUCACAGGUGGCGAAAACCCGGUGGCGGCUCACAGCUGACACGUCUAUUAUGAACCUCCUCAUGAGCCACCUGGCUCUCUGUGAAUGGGAGCCUUAUAAUUAUCGACAACAAAGCAGCCGUCAUCCUUCCGGCUGGAAGGAUCCUUAAUAUCAACCUCUUCCCCACACGUCGCACCAAAACCAUCUGUCUC